AUGGAAAUAACAACAGAACGAAGUACAUUAAUUGAUAUAAUUCGUAACACAACAUUUAGUAUUGCACAUGAGAUAUCUAAAGGAUUAAAUUCAGGGAAUCGAGAAGAAAUAAUAAUAGCAUUAGAACGUGGAAUUCAUUCAUUAGGAAAAUUAUUAGUUGUAACACGAUGGUUAGGAAGAAAUCCAGUAUUACACGAUAUAGACACAUUUAAUAGAGUAUGUCAAGAAUCGAUACUUCAAUUACACUCGAUUGUAAAAAGGAUAUUAAAAAAUGGGAAAAAAGGAAUAGAACAACGAACAAGAUUUCCAGAAAUAUCAAUUGCAUUAGAAGUAUUAAUAAAAAAGACAUAUCCACUUCCACAUAUUGAAAUAAAUAUACCAAAUUAUAAAAAAAUAAUACAUUUAUUAGAACAAAGAAUAUGGAGAUAUUAUUAUAUUCAUUAUAAACAAAUACAAUGUGAUCAAAUAGAUAUUUAUGGAGGAAUGUUAUUUAUUCAUAACAAAGAAACAUUUAGUUGUUGGAUAACAAUUCAAAAUCCUGAAAUAGCAUUAUUAAGUAAUGAAAUUAAAUGGAGAAUUAUUAAAUUAACACUUUUUAUUCCAAAAGAAAUAAAAGCAGAAGAUAAAAUUAUAGAAAGAAUAAAUAAUAAUUUAUUAAAUGAAAAUGAAGUUGGAAAAGAACCAAUUAAAAUACUAAUAGAACAAUUAAAUAUUAUUGCCAAAAAUGCACAUUUUAAUUCUUUAUUAAAUGAAUGUACAAUAUUAACAAGUAAAAAAAUAUUUCCAAAUUUAAAAAGUAUAAUUGAAACAAAUGGAGUUGAAAAAGUAUUAAAAAUAUAUUAUUGGGGAAAUACUAUUUGUUUAGAAUAUCGUUUAAAUAAUCAAACAAAUAAUUUUAGAAUAACACAUAUUCCACCUAAAAGUAUUGACUUUUUUAAUAUUUCAUUUUCACUAGAAAAACAAAUUAUAGUUAUAGCGCAAGCAAUGGCAGAACAAAUUAAUUUAGAAUAUAUGAAAGAAUUAAAUUAUUAUUCUGAAAAGAAUUAUACAAAUAUUUUUAUUAAUUUAUAUACUGGAAAUAUUUCUUUUAUUUCUCCUUAUUUACCUCCUUCUCUUUUAAAUAAUUAUUCUAUUGAAUUUACUAAAAAUCCUUUAGAAAACCAUCAUUUAAUUUUUGAUGAUAUUCAUAUUCUUACUCAAUACGCUCAAAUUUUUACUGUUGCUAAAAUUCUUUUUGUUAAUGCAAAUAUUCAAUUAGUUGAAAGUGAUAUUAUGAAAUCUAUUGCUGAACACACUGAUAAAUUUGAUCAAAUUCGUGGUAAAAUUCAAAUUUCUAAUAUUUGUAUUCAACAACAACAACAAAAUAAUAAUAUUAUUUGUGGUUUUCCUUUUAAAAUUCAAGAAUCUGAAAGUAGAUGUCUUUGUUUUAUUAUUUCUAAAACUCCUGAAGAAAAUUUAAUUUGUGUUGGAUUUAGAAAUAAACUUGUUAAUUAUUGUUCUUGUUCAAAAGAAGUUUUUAAUUCUUCUUCUUCUUUAACUUCUGUUGAAAAAAUUAUGAAAUUUUGUCAAGAGUCUUAUUCUAAAUAUUAUUUUAUUAUUUAUCUUGACUUCUUUAAAGAAGAAUUCUCAAAUCAAUUUAAACUUCCUUUUUGCUCAAUUAGUGUGAUUCAUUCAAAAAAUAAAAAUCUUUGUUAUUUGGUUAUAACAAAAUAUUCUCCUUUUGUUAUUUCUUUAGAACAAUCUUCUGAUGAUUUAUAUUUUUAUAUCUUUGUUGAUCUUAAUGGUUGGAUUGAUCAUUUUAUUGAUAAGUUCAAACCUUCUUUCGGUACUUCUUUUAGUAUUGACUCUAAAAAAUUUAAAUUCUCUUUUAAAAAAGAUAAUGUUGAAAAAGACGUUCAAUUAUUAUUUAUUAGAGUUAUACAAUUUAUUCAUUUAGCCAUGUUCUUAAAAAAGGUUUUUUCAAAGUUAAAAUACUUUAAUGAAAAAACUCUUUUCUUUGAUGGUUAUGAAAUAGAAUUUACAUCUUCUUUAUUUGAUACUAUUCAAUUUAAUAUUCAUUUUAAUGAACAAUACCAAUAUUUAUCUUCAUUUGUUCAUUUUGAAUUUACUGGAAUAAAAGAGACAACAAUAAAAAUACUCAGUUUAAAAGAAAUUAACCAAACCUUAUUUGUUAUCAAUACUUUUGUACAAUAUUUUGAUAUCGUUAUUAAACUUAUUAAAUCAAUUAAUAGAUCUUGUAUUUUAUUAACUAUAUCUGACCUUUCAUCAUUAACUCUUUUUAUUAAUCCUGAAUCUCAUCAAAUAUCAAAAGAAACAUCAACCAUUUUAUUCUCAUUUGAUACAUUAAUAACAAAUAAUUGUGUUCAAUUCACUUAUUUAACAGAAGAUAUUCAUAAUAGAAAAGGAUUUCCAAAUGAUGUUAUGAUAACAACAUUAAGUUUAAUUCCUAAAAGAUUCCCAAUUAAUGAAAUAGAAAAAUAUUUAAAAUUAAUACUUAACUUAAUUCAUCUACUAUUGAUUGUUGAAUAUGUUUCACCACAAUCAUUUUCUAAAGAUAUUGAAGGAAGAAAUCAUCGAUUUUAUUUUAGAGCUGAUUUAUUUAUUAAAGUUCCAUCGAUUCUCACAUUAGAUAUUAUAACAAAUGCAGAAUUAUUUCAAACUCCACGAGUUGAUAUUUUAACAACAUAUUUUAAUAUUAGAUUUAGUGAUCCAUUGAAUAGUGGGGAUUUAAUUCAUGCAAAACAUUUAAUAUCAUUUAUGUCUAAAAAACAAAUGUUAUUAUCUCAUUUAAGUUAUAUGGAACCAUUAAUUAGUUUUUGUUGUUCGACAUUAAAUAAAGAAAAUGUACAACAUAUUUACGAUUUCACUUUUGAAGAUAAAAAUUCAUUAUAUUAUAUUAGUGUCUUUAUUUAUAAUAAUGUUCAUGACUUAAUUGCUAAACAUCCAUUUUUUGAAUUAAAUCUUCAAUACUCUCAACUAAAAGUAUUAUCGUUACUUGAAAACCAAAAAAAUACUCCAUCAGUAAUUUCUUUUAUUGAUAAAUUUAAAGAAAAAAAUAUUGCUACUUUCAGACACUUAACAAAUCUACUUCAAGAUACUUUUGAAAAAUGA
This is a messenger RNA of Entamoeba dispar SAW760, 3111 nucleotides long. RefSeq lists its product as uncharacterized. Bases 1 to 3111 code for a protein of 1036 amino acids. The record is from RefSeq and is a predicted model, not a curated record. The transcript has a single exon. Lineage: Eukaryota; Evosea; Mastigamoebida; Endamoebidae.